AUGAACACCAAUAGCUCCAGCUACUACUCUGCUCUCGGUCCACGAAGACAUUCCGUCGCGAAGAGCCAGAACGUCCACAACUGUGGCCUCGGCCUGCGUGAGGUCAAGAGCAGCGAUGAGGUCCUACACCGCCGCCGAGGUGCUUCUCACGGACGUCAGUUCACGGUAGCCAACGUCGGCAACAAUGGGCGUAUAUAUCUACGACCAAUCGCCAAUCAACCCUACACACCGCAUAGCUUGCAACCGGGUCCAAGCAUACACGAUACUACAACGCCUGCAGGGCAUCGAGCCAGCGUCUGGUCCAACUCACAGUUCUCGUACCUCGUUGACCAGCCAGACACCACUCUCGCCCAUGGACACACGCAGGCUUACCAUCACCUCCGUCGGUGGAAGUCUCUGCCCACCAUCGACGACGUCCCGCCAAGUCCUACUCGCGGAGGAUUGAAGGUCGUUAUCGAGGGGUACGAACUUGGAGACAGGAGACUGCCAAAUAUACCAGAGCCUGCGUAUAAAUUAGACGAGUUCAAGUUUCCUGACAGACAUGCCUCGACACACCGGCCGGUACCCAGUCCUCGCAGGUUGUCUCCGCCGAUAUCGAUGGACAAGAUGGACGGGCCCGUGCAUAAGUCCGCCGAUAGGGGACUCGGCCAAUCUGUCUUCUACAAGCUAAAGGAACCGAUCGACCCUUCCGUCUUCGACGACCUCAUCCCUAUAAUGCACGACCCUUCUGUGGUUCGGUACACAAAGCAGACUAAGCAGCUCUCCGCCGCUACCCCAGCACGCAUCGUUGCCCAGAUCUCCUCCGAGUCGUUUAUGGACUAUGAACUCGUUUCGGACUUCUUUCUCACCUUCCGAUCCUACCUCUCUGCGAGCAAUCUGCUCUCACUCCUUCUUGCUCGUCUCCAGUGGGCUAUCAACCGUCGUGCAGACGAUGGACGCAUCAUCCGUAUCCGUGUCUUCGCCGCCCUACGGCACUGGAUACUAAACUACUUCGUUGACGACUUUGUUGCAAACCAGAGCCUGCGCGCUCAGUUCUGUUCACGCAUAAAUUCACUAUAUGAUGAUCUUAGAGAGCGUAAUACCCGUGACGUCAGUGAUACCAAGAUCAUCCUAGAUCUCAAACGGUGCUGGAACGGGAGAUGUGCACAGUACUGGGAUGAUCCAGAGUUUGUCAACGAUGCACGACCAGAGGAUCCCAUUAUCCCCGGUGUUAACAGAACGGAUUCCAGACCUAAUGGUGAUGGAUUGUGCUUUUCAUAUUCUGAACUUGUUGCACCGGGUACGCCUACAUGCCAUAACCGCAAGGCAUCGGCUGCCUCCAUGAACGAUUUUCCUAAAAGUCCACCUCCUUCGUCGUCUACCUUCAACCCGUCAAGCUUCAAUCCCUCAUCCCGGCUCUCAGUACGCGGUAACAGUUUCUCCAACCAAGGUCGAGCUCCUCAUGCCAUCCCGGACCCUAUUCCAGAGCUAAACGCUUCCGCCUCUUCCCCCGUUCCCCCUAGUCCGCGUUCUCCUAUCUGGCGUUGGCCACUGCACUCCCACUCCCACUCUCACUCUUCUCACUCGCAUAAACGAAGCGGCAGCUUCUCUGACUCGUUUCGGGAUGACCGUGCUCCUCUCCCACAACCUCAAUCAAAUAUCAAUAUCGAUGGUGCUGGCGCAGGGCUUGGACUAGGGUCACUUGGCCAAUUCUCUGCCGAAACCGCGCAACCCUCAGGAGGCGUGAACAUGAGUAUCAUUCGAGGAAGCAUGCUCGCACCUUCGGAGCCAGAUGUACCAAUGACAUGCCCGCCGUCACCACCACCAGACCCAUCAAUGCCACGUCUUCGACCACCUAGCUCGUCUUCCUUUUCUCCACCACCGUCAGCAGCCGCUUCAUUCACACGGGUAGAAUCGCCACCAAAGUCUCCGGCGCCAGCAGUCAAAACGUUCAUGAGUUCACUUCGACGUGUCUUGUACAGCAGUGGCUCCGGUGCUAGUACCUCCACUAAUAGUAACUCCAACAAACCAGAACCGCGGCCGAUCGUAUCAGCGCAUGGCAAAACAUCUCUUCUCCCGCCAAAUAUCGUCUUUGGCUCCGACAGGUACCGUGAAAAGCGACCAGGCAUCCGAAGCGCCUCACGCAUCGACGUCUUGUGUGAGCGGACGUACCAGUCCUAUCAAGCAUUGGCAAGUCAAACACCAGUAGCAACACCAGUUGUUGCCGCUCGUAGUCCAAGUCCAAAGUCACAGUCCCGAACGGGCGUGGCCCCCUCACUCCCUAUUCCCAGUUACUCACGCGGAGCAUCUAGCCAAAUCACAACUGGCAGCCAGUCAAUUGUCAUUGUCGAUGAUACUGGUGCGCGCGUUGGUGCAGGGGGUGGCCUUUCGUUGCUUCCAGAGGAGUUCCAGAUGUAUUACCCUGGCACUGGCAAGGCUGCUGAAGAACCAGAGAUUGACCCGCUCACACCUAUCCCCAUCCAGGUGCCUCAAAAGGAUAAAUUAGAUAUCACCCCAUUUUCAACGCAUCACGAGAAUGCCCCUAUCGAUAGAUCAGGCUCGAGGCUUCGAAAGUAUGCAUCUUAUCAGAGCGUGUUGGGUGGGCAUUGUACGCAACGGCCGGCGUCGGACAUGCCCAAGGCAACUCCAGAUGCAGAUAUGAUUAAAUGUAGAGACUCAUUUCUGCCUGCACGGAUGCCCACUGCCACACCCUUGCGGCUACCCGAGAAACGACUUCGUCGACGGCCAGGCGGCAACCUCCGCAAGAUGCAAACCGCAUUGGACUCCGACGACCAAGAACCAGACGUCGACACUGAGCGUGGUCUAGCAAAAUUCAAGUUUGCAUCUGGCACAACCGCAACUGACUCCACAUCCUCGGCGUUGUAUAUCACCCGUACAUCAACGACCGUUGGCUCCAUCUCGCAUAGCGAGGACGAUGACUAUGAAGACGAUGAAGUUGACUUAUCCACUUCAUCGAGUGCACAAUAUUCAGUUAGACGUAGCAACACGCGCUCCCACUCCUCUCCACAGCCCCAUGUCGGGCAUAUCUUUGAAAACGCAGUUGCCGGGUUUCGGAAGAUACCCGACCAGGGGGAUGGGGGUAUUGAGUCAACUCUUCUUAAACUUGAAGGAAGGUGGAGGGCAGAUAUGAAUGUUGAGGUUGAUGAAAUUUCUCCUAGGGCUGUCUGCCCUAAUACUGGCGGGCAGAGUGCCUGUCGCCCCCGACCUGUGGAUGGUCCAAUACAGGGGCAAGGCGCACACGGGCAAGGCAUAAACGUCAACAUCAACGGCACGGCUUAUUCCGUAUAUGGGAAUGCGGGUGGAGGCACGAACACUGAGUCGUACCUAGGAUCAGAGUAUUCGUACUCUUCCAUUCCGCUCCUGGAGCGUGGGCUGGACGAUGAAUCGAUGAGAACGCCUAGAGUUCCUAGGGGUGAGAAUCGGUCUCCGUUGGGCGGAGAUACGCCAUCGCACCCGUCUAUUGAACUCAUAGAGAAGACGGAAAGCAUGGAUAGGAUUGCGCAGGGUGCGACUGCGCCGUCACCAGUAGAUGAGAAUAUGGAUGACAAUGUCUCCGAACUCUCAUCCGAGCUCUCGGUGGACGAUGACACUUCUAUCGGCAAGGGAAUUUCGCAUCCCACGCAUCCCCUCGCAGCGCCUGCUAUGCCACCGGCUCUUCUCCCGUCGGCCUCCCUGCCGCCAUACAAUCAUUAUGCAGGCCCGCCAUAUACCAACCAGUAUCAGGAUAGCCAUCCAAACUUCUCCCGUCCUCGCAAUAACUCGCAGCCAACUCUUACCCCCACCACUCCAACACCCACGCGCAGCACCUUUCCUAGCUCUGGUCACAUCGCUUUUAUCCUAGCUCACGACUCGCACACGCUCGCCCAGCAAUUCACUAUCGUUGAGCAAGCUGCGCUCAGUGAAGUUGAUUGGAAAGACCUUGUAGAUAUGCGCUGGGCCCAUUCCUGCCCUUCCCCGCUCAACUGGGUCGACUAUAUCUUCGCUGGCCCUGAGCGCAAGGGCUUAGACAUGGUUGUCGCCCGGUUCAAUCUAAUGGUCAAAUGGGCCGUGUCUGAAAUCGUGCUAACCAAGAAUAUCGCGGAGCGUGCUCUCGUGAUCACGAAACUAAUUCAUAUCGCUGUAUACGCUCGUAAGCUGCGCAAUUACGCCACCAUGUUGCAGAUGGUUAUUGCUUUGUCGUCUGUCGACUGUUCGCGGUUGACGAAGACGUGGGAGCGCGUUCCGGAGGUUGAAAGGGGGUUCCUGGCCGAGAUGGAAUCGUUGAUCCAACCCAUCCGUAACUUCCAUAAACUUAGGUCUGAGAUGGAAUCUUCCGUUCAGGACGGCUGUAUUCCUUUUGUUGGCCUCUAUGUGCAAGACCUCACAUACAACGCUCAAAAGCCAGCACAGAUCGCAAGCACCCGUGACGGUGAGCCAUUGGUCAACUUUGAGCGAUACCAUACCACAGCUGCCAUUGUGAAGAGCCUCCUUCGCCUCAUUGAUGCCAGCACAAAAUAUGCCUUCGAGCCCGUUCCCGGAAUAUUGGAGCGGUGUCUUUGGAUUGCGGCUUUGCCGGACGACGAUAUCAUAAUGUUUAGCAAAGCGAUUGAAUGA
Messenger RNA from Arthroderma uncinatum, 4593 nucleotides. Its product is annotated as low temperature essential 1. The coding region runs from base 1 to 4593 and encodes 1530 amino acids. Gene Ontology annotation, cellular component: plasma membrane. NCBI's taxonomy places the organism in Eukaryota, Fungi, Ascomycota, Eurotiomycetes, Onygenales, Arthrodermataceae. The record is from RefSeq and is a predicted model, not a curated record. The transcript has 3 exons. Gene Ontology annotation, biological process: Ras protein signal transduction; positive regulation of GTPase activity. Gene Ontology annotation, molecular function: guanyl-nucleotide exchange factor activity.